UUUGGCCUUGCUUCCCCGGAUUAGAUCCAGCGUAUGCAUCUUUGGCCAGAAAAGUAUACAAGAGGCUCUCUAAGAAGACCAGCAGAAGUCUGUGAGACAAGAGUGGUAGGCCCUGCUGGGGCCCUUAUCCACUCUGAAGAUGGCCAGGGUGCUGCUUAUAUCCUUGGCCAGCUGCCUCCUCAUUGUAAAUCAGGCCUCCAGCAUCAGACGCUGUGAUUUGGCCAGGGUUCUGCAUGAGGAGCAUUUGGAUGGGUUUGAGGGCUACUCCCUUAGUGACUGGUUGUGCCUGGCCUUUGUGGAAAGCAACUUCAGCAUAUCAAAGGUUAAUGAAACUGCAGAUGGAAGCUUUGACUACGGCAUCUUCCAGAUCAACAGUCACUAUUGGUGCAACGAUUACCAGAGUCACUCUGAAAACUUUUGCCAUGUGGACUGUGAAGAUAUACUGAACCCCAACCUUCUCUCAGCCAUCAGCUGUGCAAAGAUGAUUGUAUCCGGAUCAGGGGGGAUGAAGAACUGGAUAGAAUGGAGGUUGCACUGUGCAGGCCAGCCACUCUCCUACUGGAAGACCAGGUGCCGUCUGGGAUGAAGCAGGUUACAGGGCUGCUGGAACUCAUUCCAGGGCCCCUGUCCUCAUCUGGGGAUUCUACUUCCUUUUGCUCCCACUUGGUAUUAUUUUCUGCCUUCUCCACAAGUAGAACAGACAAGAGCCCAAGGAUAAAUGCCUUUCUUAGGCUUUCUCCAUGUCCCCAUCCAAGACCCAUGUUCUUGUUCCUGUCAAUUCCAAACCUACAGAACCACAAUAAUUAUCUAUUAUUUUUAUUUAUUAAAACACUUCCUGGG
Messenger RNA from Fukomys damarensis (Damara mole-rat), 840 nucleotides. It is a transcript of the gene Lyzl6, whose product is annotated as lysozyme like 6. The record is from RefSeq and is a predicted model, not a curated record. NCBI's taxonomy places the organism in Eukaryota, Metazoa, Chordata, Mammalia, Rodentia, Bathyergidae. Gene Ontology annotation, biological process: fusion of sperm to egg plasma membrane involved in single fertilization. Gene Ontology annotation, cellular component: acrosomal vesicle; sperm flagellum. Gene Ontology annotation, molecular function: lysozyme activity. The transcript is spliced from 5 exons. Bases 140 to 586 code for a protein of 148 amino acids.